CAACAGGGUCAGCAGGACACGAAGACAGACCUCAGCUCUACCGGCUCAACAGUGACUAUGCUACAGCACUUCCCAGAUCCAAAGCCCGAGAUGAGCACUCUUCUUGUGUUUUAGUGCCUCCACCUCGACGUGAAGGUCUAAGAGAAAACCAAGACAUCAACAAAGAGAACGACCAGCAGACGUCCAGCAUUAACGAAGCUCAAGUAGACACCCUCAUCGCCAUGGGAUACAAUCGACUCCAUGUUGUCAACGCCUUGAGGGUCUCAAGAAACAACAUCAAAAUGGCAGAAGAGAUUUUGAAAACAUUUGUUAAACAGUGA
Candidula unifasciata is the source of this 320-nucleotide messenger RNA. The record is from the annotation of a GenBank genome assembly. Lineage: Eukaryota; Metazoa; Mollusca; Gastropoda; Stylommatophora; Geomitridae.